UAAACAAAGCUUAUCCUGUUUUACAGUCUGCUUGGGAGCUUUAGUUGGAGGCUAAGCGAACAAGAGACAGUCACCAGCAAAGAUUCUACUUCUUCUGAGCUUCAUUUUCAUUACCACAUUUGCCAAGUGAAAUGGCACUGCAACAUACAUUAAAGCUUCAAAAUUUAUUUUUAUCUCAUUCUAAAGCAAAACGAAGCAACACCGAGGUAUCAUCUUGUUAUUAUCGUCACCAAUCAAAGUUUUCCAGGAUUCCUUUGCUGCUGCAGGGUGGUAAAUUCAGAAGCAGUCAAGUGAGAGCAAUUCGAACAGCGGAAACUUUGAGGUCUGAUGAUGGAAAGAAAAAGCGACGAGAAGAUUCUAGUGACAGUGAUGAGGAAGAUGAUGAUCCCUCAACAAGAAGAGACAAGGUAAAUGACCCGUAUCUUAUGGAUGCUGAAGAGAGACGUGACUGGAGAAGAAAAAUUAGAGAAAUGUUGGUUAAGCAUCCCGAUGUUGAUGAGGAGAUUAAUGCUGAAGAAAAAAAGAUAAAGUUGCAAAAGCUACUAGAUGAUUACCCCCUUUCAGUGGAGGAAGAUGACCCUGAUUGGCCUGAAGAUGAUGAUGGGUGGGGAUUCAACUUGGGUCAAUUCUUCGAUAAGAUUACUAUCAAGAACAAGAAGAAGGACGACGACGAUGAAAAUUAUGACAGUGAAAAUGAGAUAGUAUGGCAAGAUGACAAUUACAUUCGUCCAAUCAAAGACAUUACCACUGCAGAAUGGGAGGAAACUGUGUUCAAAGAUAUCAGUCCUUUGAUCAUCCUAGUGCAUAAUCGCUAUAAAAGACCAAAGGAAAAUGAAAGGAUUCGAGACGAACUGGAGAAGGCUGUGCAUAUCAUAUGGAACUGCAGACUACCGUCACCACGAUGUGUUGCGGUUGAUGCUGUUGUCCAGACCAAUUUAGUCUCUGCUCUCAACGUGUCUGUUUUCCCAGAAGUUAUUUUCACUAAAGCCGGGAAGAUCUUGUACCGUGAAAAAGUGACUCGAAAUGCGGACGAGCUUUCAAAAAUGAUGGCCUACUUCUAUUAUGGAGCUGGCAAACCGCCUUGUUUGAAUGGCGCUGGUGACAGUCAGGAAUCGAUUCCAUCUGUUGCUAUCAGGAACUAAAAAUGCUCAAAUAAUGAUUGUACAGCCACUUCAGUAGAAGUGAAUCAAUUCUGUGCAACAAAUGCAAAAUUUGCUAUGAUGCAGUUCCUUCUACAAUUGGCUUAGUGUAAAAAAUGUUACUAAUUUAAUGAGUUUAGAUAUGCAUAAAAUAAAGUUUGAGCUUUUAGUUUAA
Molecule: messenger RNA, 1314 nt
Organism: Mercurialis annua (annual mercury)
Lineage: Eukaryota; Viridiplantae; Streptophyta; Magnoliopsida; Malpighiales; Euphorbiaceae
Product: thioredoxin-like fold domain-containing protein MRL7L, chloroplastic
Exons: 6
Coding region: 132-1142 (336 amino acids)
Biological process (GO): chloroplast organization; regulation of DNA-templated transcription
Cellular component (GO): chloroplast stroma
Source: RefSeq, a predicted model, not a curated record